CUCGACUUCAAUGAAACCAGCACAGACAAUUGAAUGCAUUUUGAAAUACACCAAAUGUUAUGGAGGAAUAUAAGGUAGUACAGAGGAGUGAUGACUGUAUUCAGAGAGAGGGGAAGAAGGAUGUUGAGGAGGAACUGGAGUACCAGCCCAAAAUGGAGGCCAACAUAAGGACUUGUAGCUCCAAGAAGUCAGGGGAGCAGGCCGUGGACAAUGAUGCAGGAUCCACACAUAAACCUCUGGACAGAGAAACUGUGAUCCAUCACCUGGAGGAAAAAGUGUGUACUUUCGCCAUCAGCCCCGGAAACAACCAUGAGAUGGGCUACUGCUACCCGAUCCUCAAAUCAUUCAUGCGAAAUCUCACCAAUGAGCAGUGGCAGGCACUCUGUAAAGCACUAAAAACCCCUAUGACCUCAGAACAUUUUGUCAAGCUGUGCAAGACCAUAGUGACGUUCAUUACCCAGUCCACUCUGCACAUCCUGCUGCCUACCCUGGCCCGCAUGCUGGGAGAGACGGGCUGUAAAGGGGGCGACACUGACUUACCCAAGAGGGCCCGCAGUGCCAAACCCUUUGCUGCCUUUCAGCAGGAAAGACUGGAGCUCAUCAGGGAAGUGAAGUAUCUGGCAAAAGAGAUGCAUGAGAACGAGUUCACACUGAACAUGUGA
Messenger RNA from Esox lucius (northern pike), 662 nucleotides. RefSeq lists its product as uncharacterized. Lineage: Eukaryota; Metazoa; Chordata; Actinopteri; Esociformes; Esocidae. The record is from RefSeq and is a predicted model, not a curated record. The coding region runs from base 60 to 662 and encodes 200 amino acids. The transcript is spliced from 6 exons.